GGGAUAUGUUUCAGAUACUAAAAAGUAUGGAUGAGUUGUUUGCAGAAGAAAAAAUGAGUGAAGAUUUAGCGUUGCGAGAAUCGGUUGAAUUAAAAAAUAAGAAUGUUCAUUUGGAUAUAAAAUUGAGAGAGGAAGAAUUGAAGGAUAAGGACAAGAAAGAUGAAUUGAAGUAUAAGAUUAAAGAGAUUGAGUUGGGUAAUGAAAUUGAAAGAAAGAAAUUGAGGGAAGUUGAAUUGAAGAAAAAAUUGAAGGAGGAAAAGAAGGUGGAAGAAAGAUUGAGGAAUAAAGUGAGUGAAGAGCAAAUAGGCUUAAUAAGAAGGAAUGUGGAAGGGUUUAAAAAAGAUUUGUUUGACUUAAAAAAAGAUGUUUUUGAAUUGAAUAUGAAACUGGAAGGAAUGGAGGUGAAGAAAAAAAUGAAGGAUAAUGCUUUGAAGAUGGAGAGUUUAGAAGAGAAAGUAAAAAAUGAAAAACGGGAAGAGCUGAAGAAAGGUUUAGAGGAGGACUUGAAGAAACUAAAAUUGGAGAGAGAAGAGUUGGAAAAAAAGCUGGAACAAACUCAACUGAAAAAGAAUCAUGGAAAGGCUAAAUGGAAAAUUGACGAAUUGAAAAGCAAGAGGUCAGAUGAAGUGAAAAUAUUACAAGAAAAAUCUAAACAAGAAUUAGAUCAGGCAUAUGAAGAGGAAGAUAAAUUGAAGAAGGAGAUGAAUAUUAGGGAAGAAAAAUUGAGAGAGGAAUUCGAGGAAGAACUUGCUGAAGGAGAUAAGAAAGGGUUAAUAGAGCGAUUAAAUAUCGGCGGAAGUAAAAUAACGGAAGGACUUAAAAAAUUGGAUAAAGGAAAAAGGAAGAGCAAAAAAAUGUUGAAGAAAUUGAAAAAAGAAUUGGACAAACUGACUUUAAAUGAAACCAAAUUGAAGGAGGAGCAAAAUAAAAAUAAUGAGAAAUUGUCGCGAGUUGAAGGAAUAUUGGCACAUACUAAACAAUUGAAAAAAAUUGAUGGAAACUAUUACGGCUUACUCUCGUUUUUCAAAUAUACAUUGUCUUCAAAAUGUAGCAAGGCUUGUUGUGGAGAAAUUGAAGAGGAAUAUGAAUGGGAGCGAAGAUUGGGAGAGUUGGAGUAUGAGCAUGAAGGUAUAUUGCGGGAUCAUAAUGGGAACGGGAUAUAUUAGAUGCCUGACGGCAGUUGGUGAAGUCUGCUUUCUCGCAGGUUCUGUAUUCAUGACACUCUAACAGGUGUCUCUCUUACAUAGAAGGAAAUCUGGUCCAGCUUUUACUUAUCUCAAGUCUAUAAAGCUUACGCCAAUCCCCACCGCCCGACCCUACAUCCU
Meloidogyne enterolobii is the source of this 1325-nucleotide messenger RNA. NCBI's taxonomy places the organism in Eukaryota, Metazoa, Nematoda, Chromadorea, Rhabditida, Meloidogynidae. The record is from the annotation of a GenBank genome assembly.